Messenger RNA from Macroventuria anomochaeta, 2559 nucleotides. RefSeq lists its product as uncharacterized. The coding region runs from base 1 to 2559 and encodes 852 amino acids. NCBI's taxonomy places the organism in Eukaryota, Fungi, Ascomycota, Dothideomycetes, Pleosporales, Didymellaceae. The transcript has 5 exons. The record is from RefSeq and is a predicted model, not a curated record. Gene Ontology annotation, molecular function: manganese ion binding; metalloaminopeptidase activity.
AUGGAUGCUCUCGAUGGGAUGGAUCUUGCUGUGAGGCUGAGCAUGGAGGCAAAAGAGUAUUGGGUUCAUUUGGACGCCGACGGUUCGCUUGAGAAGUAUCCAGCGAGACAGCAUGCUCGUCGUGUGCAGGAGAAGUUGGGAAUUGACGAGGGUUUGAUCUAUCUUGCCGGUCAGCCGGCGAGGAACAACGAAGACAGCGAUAUGCCUGCGCCGUUCCGGCAGCGACGAUACUUUUACUAUCUCACCGGAUGCAACGAGCCAUCGUGCCACAUGACCUACGAUAUCCAACAUGACACUCUUUCCCUCUUUAUACCCAAAAUCGAUCCAAAGCGCGUCAUCUGGAAUGGGUGUGGCUCAACUCUUGCUGAAGCUGUUGAAAGGUACGACGUUGAUGAAGUAUAUUAUGUCGAUGAACUUGGUGAUGUCAUCAAGGAUUGGAGCAACUACUAUGGCGGACACGGCAGCGACAUUUACGUGCUGCACCAGGGCCAACUCCCACAGAUACCCGGACUCCAUGCAAUCAUCGAUUCGGAAUCUCUACAGCCCGCAAUGAACGCAGCGCGUAUGAUCAAGGAUGAGCACGAAAUCAGCCUGAUUCGCAAAGCCAACGACAUCAGCUCAGAAGCGCACAAUAAGGUGCUUACAAACAUCUUGAAGUUUAAGAACGAGGCGCAAGUUGAGGGUCUCUUCUUGGAUGUUUGCAUUUCACACCAGGCUAAGCAACAGGCAUACGACCCCAUAGCUGCAUCUGGUCCAAACGCUGGAACUCUGCAUUACGACGCAAACAACGAGGACUUCGAUGAUCGUCAACUCAUGUGUCUUGAUGCCGGCUGCGAAUACGAGUUAUACGCCAGCGACAUCACGCGCACGUUCCCACUUGCCGAGUCAUGGCCGACCAAAGAAGCAGAGAACAUCUACAAGUUGGUCGAACGUAUGCAGGAAAGCUGCAUCGAACGUCUAGCACCUGGCGUGCGAUAUCUUGAUCUUCACAUCUUGGCACACCAGAUCGCAAUUGAUGGACUUCUCAAGCUUGGUAUCUUGCAAAAUGGGACGAGGGAAGAGAUCUACGCUGCAGGCACAAGUCGAGCAUUCUUUCCUCACGGUCUGGGUCAUCACGUUGGAUUGGAGGUGCAUGAUGUCGGGCAGGCUGAGCUUAUGAGCGUCAGGAGCGGCAAAGCUGUGCUCGAACAGGUGCCCUCGCUAUUCCCGCAGAACUUUCACGCGCCAGUCUUUGAUCCGGCUCUCUGCCAUGCGCCUACAGACGCGCAGAGCAGUCAGCUCGAGGAGGGCAUGGUAGUCACCGUGGAGCCAGGGAUAUACUUCUCCAUCUACGCACUCCAGCACUUCUACCUCCCAUCACCGAUUCACUCGCGCUUCAUCAAUCAGAAGGUUCUGCAGCGCUACUUGCCCGUCGGUGGCAUGCGAAUCGAGGACGACAUCCUCAUCACCUCGAAAGGCUACGAAAAUCUGACUACAGCACCAAAGGGUGACGCUAUGUUGGACAUAAUUCGAGGAAAUGGUUCAGUUCCCGAUACCACGAAGCCACCACUGCCGCUUUCUUCUACAGGCGUUAUGGAGCCACAUCUUUACCGCGCACCCGGAUGCCCACUUCAAACCACGCCUUCAAAACUGCAAUCAAUCAAGCGCGUGGCAACCAUGCCAAACCAGGUUACUCAAAAUCAGCGUAGCGAGAUCGACCGCCGCGAUCAUGCACUGAGCUUUAGACGCUCUAUGACGACUAAUGAACGUGUACAGCACUGGCGCCGAUCCUGCCAGCGGUCCAUGCCACAGCAAUCACCACCUGGCCAUGAAAGCCCUACCACGAUGUGUGGAUCUUUUUCCGGCGACGUCAAGCACAUAUACGUUGGCGACGGUCGCAGCCAUUCAUCCGAAGCACAAGAACAACCGAACUGCAUGGACUGCGCUAUACUUGCCCAGACUCUAGGCAGACUUCGACAAAACUUGGCAUUAUCGAAAAGGAACUCUCCAAAGCAGGCACAAGACUCACGAGACAUACUUAUUGGUCCUGUCUGCAACUUUCCACCACCGUGUGCGGUGAAUGCAGCAUCGAGCGCGAGACAUGACGCGCUUGCAGCGGCGAAUGAGACCAAAGGAAUCUGCGUGGAUUCAAUUCGACAAGCAAUCUAUGUUCGCCGGGUCCCAACAGCUUUGGAAUGCCCGAAACCUUUGCAACAAUCAAGUGAUACCCCAUCCGCUUCUCGCGCUUCGUCACUAAAAGAUACACGACCAAUACGAUCUCGCGAGAAGGUGGUCUUCGAAGACGCCAUCACGAUUCCCCAAGAGUUCGCCGACCAUUUGCCCUUACAAGAACCAACGUCUUACUAUCAAGACCCUAGUCAACUUGCACCGGAGCCCACAGGUGUCGAUGCGAUGAGACACCGAAUUUCCUCACAUGCGGCGAAUUUCCAGGCGCCUGCUCGCUCGAAUUAUUGCGCAUUGAGGACACAAGCAUCCAUGCCAAUAAGAACUCACAGGUCGCAGCAGCAAGAACAUCGACGACCAAGCAACCAUACCGAUGAUCGUGACUGGAUGGCAUGA